AUGAGUCUAGGAAAAGUCGAAAACUGCUAUAAAUUUCCACCUGACAUGACAGACCCAUGUGAAGGAAAAGAAUGUGAAUUUGGUGCUGAAUGCCGGCCAUCGGCAGAUGGGAGGACUAGUGAUUGUGUUUGUCCGGAGAAAUGUGCCACGUAUGGGGACAGUAGAGGGUCAAGGCCAGUGUGUGGCUCGGAUGGCAAAGACUAUCCCAAUGUCUGCCAGCUGCGAAGGACUGCAUGCAAAGGGAAGAUAGAAAUAAGUGUUAAAUUUCAAGGAAGAUGCGAUCCUUGUGAAGAUGUUGAAUGUCCAGCGUCACAAGUAUGCCAGUUAGAUAACAAUAGAAAUCCAAUUUGUCGAUGUAACGCAAUUUGUUCACCAGACUUCAGACCAGUCUGCGGAUCUGAUGGUAAAACAUACAUCAACGAGUGUUCCUUAAGGGUGGAGUCUUGCAAGUCUAGAAGAAGUCUUCGUAUCAUUUUCGGCGGAGAGUGCAGUUCAGGUGCCAAUCCAUGUGAGAAUCUGCAGUGCGGUGCAGGGCAAGAAUGUGAUAUUGACAGGUACGGGAUAGCGACGUGCCAGUGUCCUCCCAGUUGUGAACCAGUUAUGAGACCAGUGUGCGCAGAUGACGGGCAGACGUACCACAACGAGUGCGAGAUGACGAAGAGUGGGUGCCAGGUUCAGAAAAUGCUUAGCGUCGUCUACAGAGGAGCAUGUGGUGCAGAAGGAACUUGUUUUCAGCAUGAAUGCGAGCACGGAGCUCUUUGUUUGAUGAAAAAUCGUCACCCCAUUUGCGAGUGUCCCCAGUGUGCUGAAGAAUUUGACCCUGUAUGUGGUACGGACGGAAUAUCGUACAUUAAUGAGUGUAAAUUACACAGAGAGGCGUGCGAACAGAUGAAAAAGAUUGCAGUUGCUUAUCAAGGACUUUGCAGUGGAUGCGAGCAUAAACACUGCGAAUAUUACGCUGCAUGCGAGAGUGACUCUGAAGGUGUUGGUAGAUGUGUUUGCCCGAAAAACUGCGUGAAGGUUGACAAUAUUGUUUGUGGUACUGAUGGAGUCACAUACAAAAAUGAGUGCGAGAUGCGUGUAGCAGCUUGCGAGAAAGAACAGUAUAUUAUGGUUGGAUCAAGAGGACCGUGUGAUCUAUGUCAAAAUGUGCAUUGCAAACAUGGAGCUCGCUGUGAAAAUGGUCACUGUAUUUGUGCCUUUGAUUGUCCUGAUAAUUAUGAUCCAGUAUGUGGAAGCGAUGGAGCCACUUAUCGGAAUGACUGCGAGAUGAGGAGAGGUUCUUGCCAAAAAGGAAUCAAUUUAGCGACGGUAUUUUUCGGUGAAUGUGACAGAACACUCUCAGGGUCAAGAGAAGACCACGAAGUAAAUAUGCACCUCCUAACGUGCGAGAUGGCAAAUUGUCGAUUCGGGGGCGUCUGUGAUCAUGAUUCGAGAGGGUAUGUUCACUGCAUUUGUUCCUUUCACUGUUCUCCUUUGCGUGAUACAGUUUGCGGAUCGGACAGCAGACUCUAUGAAAACGAGUGCCGACUGAGGGAGGAGUCCUGCAGACUGCAGCAAAAUAUUCAGAUCGUUGCUUCAGAAAAUUGUGGACUUGUUUCUGUUAGUGUUUGCUUGCAAUCGCCGUUUGGAUGCUGCCCCGACGGGAGGACCUUGGCUCUUGGACCAAAUGCAGCUGGAUGUCCGAGUACUUGUAACUGCAACCGUUUGGGAUCUUACGGAGAGAGCUGCGAUGCCAUAUCGGGACAGUGUGAAUGCAAGACAGGUGUCGGUGGACUUCGCUGCGACAGAUGUGAACCCGGGUAUUGGGGUUUGCAUAAAAUUGUUGCUGAUGGAAAUGUUGGGUGCCUUCCGUGCGACUGCAAUAUGCAAGGCUCUGCUAGAGACGAUUGCGAGCAAAUGACUGGUAGGUGCGUUUGCAAACAUGCUAUUUUGGGCAUGAAAUGUGACAUAUGUCCGGAAGGAACAGUUUUAGGUGAUGACGGAUGUAUGGAUGAAUCUUUAGCGCAGUCAUAUCCGGGACCGUGCAGUCAACUUUACUGCAAAUUUGGAGCUGUGUGCCGCGAAUAUGGUAGCAGGUCUCAAUGUUUCUGCGAAGUUAGAUGCCCACGAGUGAAGACACCAAGUCCAGUUUGUGGAUCGGAUGGAAACACCUAUGCAACAGGCUGCCAAAUGAACGUAUUCAGCUGCCGUUACCAGAAACCAAUUACGAUGUCGCAACAGGGUCCUUGCAAACCGGGUGGUAUAAUCAUUGGUGCAGAGGAAGUUUCACCAACAGCUGGUCCUGUCAGAAGAUCAACAGUGCAGAAAACAACUAUGGAUCAGUUUGAAUCAAAAUCAACAAGGGAUGUCAGCCACUCAGAGCAGUUCUACCUUAGUACGGGACCAACAACUUCCAAACCAUCAAUCCAUGAAGUUCCUGUAGAAAUUCCAGCCUUUUCCGGAGGAUCAUAUUUAGAGCUGCCCAAACUCCAAGCUUAUACUCGCCUUUCUCUCGAGUUGGAGUUUAGAUCUUUUAGUAGCAAUGGAAUAAUUUUAUACAACGGCCAAACAUCAUCCGGCGCGGGAGACUUUGUAUCGAUUGCUGUAAAAGAUGGAUUUAUUGAAUUCAGGUAUAAUCUUGGAAGUGGACCUGUUGUGUUAAAAUCCCCUCAUCGCUUGCAGGCUGGAAAGUUUCACAGACUUGUAGCUAAACGUUACCUUCGAGAUGGUGUUCUGACACUGGAUGGUCAAGAAGACGUUGCUGGUCAUAGUGAUGGUUCCCUAAAGUCACUGGAUUUAGCAGAAAACAUGUUUUUAGGAUAUAUACCGAGCGAAAACAAAGGAAUUUUUGAAAAUAUUGGCACAUCUAGAGGUUUGAUUGGAUGCAUUCGGCGAUUAAGAGUUGGCCAAUCAGAUGUUAAUCUAACUUAUCCUAUAUCAAAAGACAUCAUUCGAGGACAAAAUAUUCGCGAGUGUCAUGGAAAGCCUUGUAAUACUUUGCCUUGCAGAAAUGGAGGAACUUGCAUACCAAAAGACAAUGACACAUUUAAGUGCCUAUGCGCGGAAGGAUUUUCAGGAGACACGUGUGAAAAAUCUGAAGAUCCGUGCGCCAGCUUUCCGUGUGCUAAUGGCGCAACUUGCAUAUCUUUACCUGAACAAGAUUUUACUUGUUCUUGCGAUAAGGGCUACAGUGGAAGAUUUUGUGAACACAAGCCAUCAAAACCAGUGGUAAUCGAAGAAGUCUACAUCCCAGAUUUAGACGGCAGCGCUUUUCUAGAGCUUCCAACUCUCCCGAAUGUCGGACAGGAGUUUAUCAUCGAGCUCUGGUUUUUGUCAAGAGACGGAAACGGAGUGCUUCUCUACAAUGGGCAGGAAUCUCUAGGCAGAGGAGAUUUCGUCGCCCUCAAUCUCGUGGAUCGAUAUGUGCAGUUCCUCUACGACCUUGGGAGUGGGAUUGCUAACAUCACGAGUGCCUCACCUAUCAUUAUCGAUCAAUGGCAUGUGGUAAGAGCUACAAGGAUUCUAAGGCGGGGAUCGCUGCAGCUAGAUGAUGGUCCUGUCACAACUGGGGAAUCAAAGGAACCACUAAGUGAACUGAAUCUUGAUCGUCCACUGUACUUGGGAGGUUAUAGACAUUUAUCUACCAUCAAUCCUGAAUCAGGAAUAACUUCACGAUUCAGAGGUGCCUUUCAGAGACUGGUGUUAAACGGUGAGGUGGUUGACGAUUUAAGAAGAGUGGCGAAGUCAUCUCAAGAUGUGGGUCAUUUUUACGGCCCUCCCUGUGGACCAAAUCCGUGUCACAACGGUGGAAUGUGUUUGCCUCAGCUAAACAACUUUCAUUGCAAAUGUCCGGUGGCAUAUACUGGGCUUUGGUGUGAAAAAUAUAUUGAAAAUGUGUCGAUUGAUGAGCCAAUCCGUUUUGAUGGAAAGACAUUCCUAAAAUUUCCAGACAAAAUUUACACACGUGUCUACGCUGAUGGACAUAAUCGAAUUGAAGUCACUUUUCGUACUGAGACGAUUAACGGACUUCUGUUGUGGUCUCACGAAGACGCUCCAACUAUAGGUGACUUUCUCGCUCUGGCAAUAGUCGACACUCAUCUUGAAGUGAGUUUUAAUUCUGCAGGGAACCAAAAGCCUUUACUUAUUCGUCACAACAUCGCUGUCAGCAACGGACAGUGGCAUAGAGCAGUUGUUGACAGAAAUAACCGACAUGGCAUGCUACAAGUAGAUGAUAAUACACCAUCGGUAGUAACAUCCACACCUGACAGCAAAAAUGUUGAAACCGAUGGAGUUUUAUGGAUAGGUGGUUGCUCAAAUUUACCCGCGGGCCUUCCUGAUGCUUAUUACAAAGGUUUUGUGGGCUGCAUUCAUUCCGUUAUAGUCAAUGGAGAGGCAUUGAAGAUUGCAAUUCAAGGUGUCGCUCAAACUUGCCCACACACGUGACACAUGAAGUAAACACAUACGAAAGAAAUCUGACUGGUGCUAAAUAAAAGGACAAAACAUAAACUCAACAAACUGCUUAUAAAAGCCAAACACAAAUCAAACCUUAUAUCUCUAUUUCCUAUUGAAGGGUGGACGUAUUUGCUAUUUUCAUAUUUGCACAAUACCUGGUUUAUUAAACUAAAAAUACAGUUUGCAUCAACCAUUUAAAGCAAAUAUAGCUUAUGUGUAUACUUAAACUGAUUUUUAAAAAGAUCCAAUGAAGGUCUUGCGAUUUUCCCGGCACAAAAUUGUUCCAAUUUUAUCGCAAAUGGUUCUUAAAAUUAUUUAUUUAUUUAUUUUUUUAAGGAGAUUUACCCCAUAUGAGACUUUUUCAUUUGCUGAUUCUUAAAAGGUACAUAGAUGCAAAUAAAUGAACAAGUUGCUCAAACAACAUUUUUUAUAUUUUCACAUAGCUUAAACUCCUUAUCGGAUAUUAUU
Uloborus diversus is the source of this 4902-nucleotide messenger RNA. RefSeq names its product agrin-like. Bases 1 to 4425 code for a protein of 1474 amino acids. Gene Ontology annotation, molecular function: protein binding; calcium ion binding. NCBI's taxonomy places the organism in Eukaryota, Metazoa, Arthropoda, Arachnida, Araneae, Uloboridae. The transcript has 25 exons. Gene Ontology annotation, biological process: cell differentiation; multicellular organism development. The record is from RefSeq and is a predicted model, not a curated record.